Perkinsus marinus ATCC 50983 is the source of this 723-nucleotide messenger RNA. RefSeq lists its product as hypothetical. Lineage: Eukaryota; Perkinsozoa; Perkinsida; Perkinsidae. Bases 1 to 723 code for a protein of 240 amino acids. The record is from RefSeq and is a predicted model, not a curated record. The transcript has a single exon.
AUGCCUCUUGCUUACGGCUCCCUCUUGCUUGCCACUGUGAUGGAAGCAGCCCUAGGACUACCUGAUAUCCCUUUCCAGAUUACUGCUGACUAUCCACCGGGUUGUUAUGGAGGUCCUGGUCCAGGGGAGGGAAGCAACAUCACCGAUAUGCUAGCGCCUUCCUGCAUUUACAACAUGAAGGGAUAUGCAAUCGAUGGAGUCCAUAGAGAGGUUGCCGGCAUCAUACUUAACAAUAACAUGCGUGGGCGUUAUGGCAGCUUGCAUAUGAACCUGAAUCUGUCCACCCUGCCUGGUACCGUGAAGCAUAAUGUCAUAGUGGGAACGUAUGGUUGGGCUCAUCUGAGUGUUGGUGAUGAAACCAGAGACUUCUGGUGGAACCCAAGCCCAGGUGAGAAUAUCUACGGCCCAAAGCCUGUUGAAGUGUUUGCCAAAGUUGCAACUAUCGACUCUGGUACUCUCCCUAAUAACGUGAGCACUUGGAGCUCGUGGGAUAGUCUAACUGGUACAGCGCACAGCGACGGGUUAAACCUAAUAUGUACUCACAAAUGCUCCUCCAAUGUACCCAAUUCUGAGUUUUACACCGGACAAGAAAUCCUCAUAAAAAGGGUGGAAGGUGGCUGGAACUACUUGGUUACGUACAACUUUCGCGACAAUUCACGUCAGCUAGAAGAUUACAACAAGUAUGUGAUCAGCGGCAACCUGCAGGACGUGAAUAUAAUCUGA